This is a messenger RNA of Scomber japonicus (chub mackerel), 6461 nucleotides long. RefSeq names its product phospholipase C, gamma 1 (gene plcg1). The transcript is spliced from 33 exons. Gene Ontology annotation, biological process: phosphatidylinositol-mediated signaling; positive regulation of epithelial cell migration; phospholipid catabolic process. The record is from RefSeq and is a predicted model, not a curated record. Lineage: Eukaryota; Metazoa; Chordata; Actinopteri; Scombriformes; Scombridae. Bases 312 to 4220 code for a protein of 1302 amino acids. Gene Ontology annotation, molecular function: protein binding; phosphatidylinositol-4,5-bisphosphate phospholipase C activity.
UCUUGCCUGUGCCUCUCUAUGGACGGCCGGAGGGGAGAAGAGGAAACGGGGAUUGUUGUCGUCGGGACCACAGCGCUUUUUUACCAGGGCCUAGCCAUGAUUUAAUCACGGAAAAACACGGGGAGCAGGGGGGAAGACACGGAGAAGGAGAAAAACGACGGGAGAGAGGAGAGAAGAGAGAGGAGAGAAGAGCAGCCUCGUAAGCCGUAGGAGAUGUGCGGUCGGGCCGAGAUUGCGGCGGUAUCCCUGUCUAGGCCUGGACUGAGCAGAUUGUUCUGAGAGGAAACGGAUAACAAACAGGGGAAGUGAACAUGGCUGGGACCACAGGCUUCUUUUCCAACGGACCUGGCCCGUGGAUGGACAACGACACGGAGAUGAACAACCUGUACCGAGACCUGGAGCUGGGCACAGUACUGACACUGUUUUAUUCUAAGAAGUCCCAGCGACCAGAGAGAAGGACAUUUCAAGUCAAGCUUGAGACCAGGACAAUUAUCUGGACUCGGGGCACGGAUAAAAUAGAAGGAGAGAUUGACAUUCGAGAAAUCAAGGAGAUCCGUCCUGGACAGAAGUCACGGGACUUUGAGCGCUAUGUGGAGGACUCGGCAGCGCGGCUGGACCAGGCUCACUGUUUUGUCAUUCUGUAUGGCACCGAGUUUCGCCUUAAAUCCCUCAGCCUGGCAGCAACGUCUGAUGAGGAGAUGACCAUGUGGGUGAAAGGGUUAAACUGGCUUGUGGCUGACACACUGAAGUCUCCGACACCGCUCCAGAUAGAGAGGUGGUUACGCAAGCAGUUCUACGCCGUUGAUCGCAACAGAGAAGACAGGAUAUCCUGUAAGGAUCUGAAGAGCAUGCUGAGCCAGGUCAACUACAGGGUGCCCAACAUGAAGUUCCUCCGAGAGAAACUUCCGGACUCUGAGUUGAGGAACGGAGACGUGUCCUUCAGCCAGUUUGCCCAGCUCUAUCGCAGCCUCAUGUUUGAUGCUCAGAAAAAUAUGGAGAUCCCGUUUCUACAGAGGUUCAUUGACAGACCAGAACAGAAAAUCUCCCUAGAGGACUUCAAAAGCUUCCUCAUGGAGUCUCAAAAGGAAAUGUGGGUCACAGACAAAGACAAGGUUCAAGAGUUUAUGUUCGGCUACAUAAAGGACCCCCUGAGAGAAGUGGAGCAGCCUUAUUUCCAGCAAGACGAGUUCCUGACGUACUUGUUCUCCAAAGAGAACACCAUCUGGGAUUGCACCCUGGACCAAGUGUAUCCUGAGAACAUGAACAAUCCCCUGUCCCACUACUGGAUCUCCUCUUCGCACAACACUUACCUGACUGGAGACCAGUUUUCCAGUGAGUCGUCCCUGGAGGCUUACGCUCGCUGUCUGAGGAUGGGCUGCCGCUGUAUUGAAUUGGACUGUUGGGAUGGUCCAGAUGGAAUGCCAGUCAUCUACCACGGGCACACCCUCACAACAAAGAUCAAGUUCUGCGAUGUCUUGACCACCAUCAAGGAGCACGCUUUCGUCACAUCUGACUAUCCCAUCAUCCUGUCCAUUGAGGAUCACUGUAGUAUUGUCCAGCAGAGGAAUAUGGCCACUCACUUUAAGAAGGUGUUUGGAGAAAUGCUGCUGACCAAGGCGGUGGAUAUCGCAGCAGAUGGCCUGCCCUCACCCCACCAGCUCAAGAGGAAAAUCCUCAUCAAGCAUAAGAAGCUUGCAGAAGGCAGUGCCUACGAGGAGGUGUCCACUUCCACUCCCUACUCAGAAAACGAUAUCAGCAACUCCAUCAAAAAUGGCAUCCUGUACCUGGAGGACCCCAUCAACCAUGAGUGGUACCCUCAUUUCUUUGUCCUGACCAGCAGUAAGAUCUAUUACUCAGAAGAGACCUCCAAUAACCAGGGUAACGAUGACGAAGAGGAGCACAGAGAGGUGGCCAACGGUAUGGACCAGCAUGUGACAGAGAAAUGGUUCCAUGGGAAGUUGGGCGCAGGACGGGAUGGACGGCAGAUAGCAGAAAGGCUCCUGUCUGAGUACUGCCUGGAGACUGGAGCUCCUGAUGGCUCCUUCCUGGUCCGAGAGAGCGAAACCUUUGUGGGAGACUACACGCUGUCCUUCUGGCGUUCAGGGCGCGUUCAGCACUGUCGUAUUCAUUCCCGUCAAGAGGCAGGCAGCCCAAAGUUCUACCUGACUGACAACCUGGUGUUCGACACUCUGUUUGCCCUAAUUACCCACUACCAGCAGGUGGCGCUGCGCUGCAACGAGUUUGAGAUGAAGCUCACUGAGCCCGUGCCUCAGACCAAUGCACACGAGAGCAAAGAGUGGUACCAUGCCACCCUCUCAAGGAGCCAUGCAGAGAACAUGCUGAUGAGGGUUCCUCGUGACGGUGCUUUCCUUGUCAGGAAGAGGAUAGAAGCAAACUCAUACGCCAUCUCCUUCAGGGCUGAGGGUAAAAUUAAGCACUGUCGCGUGCAGCAGGAAGGUCAGACUGUGGUGCUGGGCACUUCUGAGUUUGACAGCCUUGUAGAUCUUAUCAGCUACUAUGAGAAACACCCUCUGUACCGCAAAAUGAAGCUGCGCUAUCCCAUCAAUGAGGACACACUGGAGAAAAUAGGCACUGCUGAGCCAGACUACGGGUCACUGUAUGAGGGCAGGAAUCCAGGCUUUUAUGUGGAGGCCAACCAAAUGCCUACAUUUAAGUGCACGGUGAAAGCCAUGUACGAGUACAAAGCCCAAAGAGACGAUGAGCUCUCCUUCACAAAGAACGCUAUCAUCUCUAAUGUGGACAAACAGGAAGGAGGAUGGUGGAAGGGUGACUGUGGAGGAAAGAAGCAGUUUUGGUUUCCUGCUAACUACGUGGAGGAGAUCAGUCCAUCAGCGGCGGAGCCUGACAGAACUCAGGAGAUGACAGAGAACAGCCCUCUGGGAGAUCUGCUGAGAGGAAGUGUGGAUGUCUCUUCCUGUCAGAUUGUCGUGCGCACUGAUGGGAAAGGCAGCAGGCCUCACGUCUUCUCACUGGUGCCGAAUACUGCCAUGCGGUCGGGCACAGUGCUGGACGUCGCUGCAAGCAGCCCAGACGAACUGAAGGAGUGGGUGGUCAAGAUCCGCGAGGUCACUAUGACCUCAGAGGCCAAGCUGGAGGAGGGGAAGAUGAUGGAGAGGAGAAAGAAGAUUGCACUGGAGUUAUCGGAACUGGUCAUCUACUGUAGGCCUGUGCCGUUUGAUGAAGACAAAAUUGGCACAGAGCGAGCCUGUUUCCGGGACAUGUCAUCUUUUCCUGAGACCAAGGCAGAGAAGUACGUCAACAAGAUCAAGGGAAAGAAGUUCCUGCAGUACAAUCGCCUACAGCUGUCCAGGAUCUACCCCAGAGGCCAGAGACUAGACUCCUCUAACUACGACCCUCUGCCCAUGUGGCUCUGUGGGUCCCAGCUGGUAGCGCUCAACUUCCAGACAGCAGACAAGCCCAUGCAGAUGAACCAGGCUCUGUUCAUGCUGAAUGGAAAGAGCGGCUAUGUCCUUCAGCCGCCCAUCAUGAGGGACGAUAACUUUGAUCCUUUUGAUCGUCACACGCUACGAGGCCUUGAACAAGUCACUCUACAGAUAGAGGUUUUGGGCGCCCGGCACCUGCCCAAGCAUGGACGAGGCAUAGUUUGUCCUCUGAUCGAGAUCGAGGUGUGUGGUGCGGAUUAUGACAGUGCCAAGCAAAAAACUGACUCAGAAGCUGAUAACGGUCUGAACCCCACGUGGCCCCGAAAGCCGUUCGAAUUCACAGUGUGCAACUCUGACUUUGCCUUCUUGCGUUUUGUGGUCUAUGAGAUCGACAUGUUCAACGACCAAAACUUCCUGGCUCAGGCCACGUUCCCCAUCCACAGCCUGAAGACAGGUUACCGGUCAGUACCUCUGAAGAACAGCUACAAUGAGGAUCUGGAGUUGGCUUCAUUGUUAGUCCACAUGGACAUAAUCAGAGGACGGGAUGAAAAUGGAGAGGUUCUGAGCCCGUUCCUCGCCAUUGGGGCCACAUCAGUGGCCGCAUCAGCUCAAGUCGGACGGGAACGUUUGGGGGAUCUGAGCUCAGUGUCCUCGACUUCCUCCAACAUGUCUCCUCUGCCCCAGUCGCCAGCGCAGGCCAUGGCCUACAGAGGGAGGGAGGGCUCCUUUGAAUCUCGCUACCAGUCUCCUAUAGAGGACUUCAGGGUGCCCCAGGAGGCACUGUUGGACCACAUGGACCCGCAGAACAGAAGGUAGGAUGUUGCGGAGGACCAGAGUGGGCGGAGAGAACCGUGUCUAAGUCCAAGCCAAUCAGGACGCAUUUUUGUUGCACCCCUUGCCGCCCCCACCCUCCUCCCCCUCCCUCCUCACCCAGUCGCCUCUCCCUGUACUGAUGAUGUCACUGACUGCUGUGAACACUGUUUCCAUGGAAACGCCCACCACCGCUUUGGCCUACAUUUCAGGCAGCUCUCCCUCCCUCUGUUCUCCAACCGCCCCCACCCCACCUCCCUCUCUCUCUCCCCGUGCCCCUCCCUGCCGCCCAGCCUCCUCACCACUGAUUAGAAGGAGGGACUCGGACAUAAGAGGAGGGGGCGGGGGGGCACUGAGAGGAAGCUGACCGCUGCUGACAGGAAGAAGAAAAAGACAUUCACAGGAGAACAAACACAAGAUGAAGAUGUUCCAGCUCUGGACUGGUCGCUUGCGGGUCGUCCUCUCUUGUGUUUUUAGGUGUGCACAACAGCUGCUUAGAGGAGGGAAAGAGAGAGCUAUAAAAGGUAUCAGUUUGAAACUGUUUCCCGGUUAAGUUACUUUGCUCUUCUCUAUUUGGCGUAUAUGAAUAUAUAUAUUUAUUCCUGCUGUGCUGUUGGCCAGAGAACAGCAGCAGCUGACCUGCUCUCAAAGAGCUCCUGUCUCCAUGUUUUUAAUUAUUAUAAUUAUUUAAACCUUUAAAUAUUCAUAAUGUGACCUUUCAAUUUUUUUUAUGUAUAUGUGUAAAACACGAGGGCUCUCUACGGCUGUUUUUAAUGUCUCUCUCUUCUCUGCUUCGUGGAGGAAAUUAUGCACCUCCAGUCUAACUCACACCAUAAUCCUUGAGCGAUAUUUAAUUUUUUCUUUUGUUUGUUUUCUUUUGGGGUUUUUUCUGUGAAGGCAUCAGGAAGAAGUCAUAGCCUGUUUGUGUUGGAAGCAGUGAGAGAGCAGGCAGCAUCAUGCGUUAUGUCUAUACACUCACACUCAUGUACACACAGCCAGGACUUUUUUUUAUUUCUAACUUACAUUCCAAAAAAAUAAAAAAACAAACUGCACAUCAUUCCAUUUUCCUGCGUCGCAGGCGCCUUUACAAACCAGUCCAACACAUUCAAACCUCUGUCUCCCUCGCUGAUAGUCUUACCUCUCAGUGAUUUGUGUCUGUAGGGUAUCCAACGCCACACUGUGCGAUUUAAAGCAGGACCAGGGAUAAAUGUGAGAGAUUGUGAAUGAUAAUUGUGUACAAAGUUGUCUAUCUUUGCUCGUACCAUCUCACGUGUUUAAGGGUGAUUCAAUGACAACAGAGUAGCUGUAUUGUUCAUCUAGGGAUAGUUCACAGGGCUGCAACGUUAUGGCUUAAAAUUUGAAAGCUUUACAAUAUUUAUAGGGAACAUUAUACAUGUAAUAAGUGUGUCAAUACACCAUCAUUUACUGUAGGAAUUAAUAUUGCAAUAUAAUAAACUGUGCAGCCCUGUUUUACCAGGAUUUGUGUUGGAAUAUUUGGGAUAUUUUUUACUGACAUUUCAAGUCUUAAUACAGUUUAUGGGCCCUUUUUUAAUUCAUUGUUUUGUUCACCAUAACUGUUCCCAUAACUGACAAAGCUCUCUCAUAAUAGUGAUUAUAAAAACCGCCACUAUUUUAAUUUAAUGAGAGUGUUUCAGUUCCAACAGAUGUCUCCUAAAAGUGGUUUUAAGGUUCUCGAUCAUCUGUACAAUAUAAGGAGUCUUCAGUGUUUUGAAACCAGAAGCCGGAAGGUUUUGCAUUGCCAGUGUGAGGCAUAAAGAAAACAUGCCAUAAUUGAUGUCUUUCUGGUAUGUCCUUGCUAUACCACAAAGACAUAAGGGACCUUUUGUGUUUGUGUUGCCAUGUCGUCCUGGCACCAAGCUGCUUUCCAGAAGCCUGCAAGUAUUUUAAGUUACACUGCCAUGAUAUACAGUUAAAUUUCCACUGCCUGUGAGUGAGUUUAUUUGUAUUGAAACAUGCAAAAAAAAAAAAAUGGAGAACCGGCUGACGGCUCAAAGUGAAUGUCAAUUGCUACACUUAAAGAUUCAUCAUUCCCAACUUUUUAGACGCUUAUUCUGGCUUCUACUCAUACUACUCUCUUGAGGUUAAAUGUUGGUGCCCUUUAUAUGUGCGGGGAGAUCUCACUUCCUGUCUUCGUGGUGUGAGAACGUGUUUGGGAGGAACAAGCUGAAUCUGAGCUGGUGCCUCAGGCUUUUGUUGUAGCUGUGUGUUUCUGUGGCUGAUGGAUGA